AUGAAGAAGUUUAGAAGUGCAGAACUAUUUGCACCAAGUUCAUCUAGUCGACCUAGAUACUAUCGUUACUCUGAAUUCAAUGAUAUAGGAGCACUACUUUCAACAAAAGAGUCAACCAAUCUACUCAGAUACAAGUUUGCACGUGGUGAUACAAGUAAACUUACUUUUGAUCCAUCAAAAGAGUUCUACUUUGCAUUUUUUCAAGCUACUGAUGUAUCAUUACAACACCGGAUCAUAGACUUUUUGGGUGAUGCUUUCUAUCUAGAAGCAUACCAUUACAUGAAAGCUGUAAUACCUCAUCACAGUGUAUUCAUUAGAUUAUUGGACUAUUAUAGAGAAAAGAAAAUUUUAUUGGUAGAAAAUAAUCCAUUUGUUAUACUAUUGGUUGGUGUAGUAUGGUAUCAGAAUAAGUGUAGUAAGGAAGCAUCCUUCACACCAUUGGAACAAGUGACUCUUCAAGAAUCCAAAAAACCUAUUCCCUUGGAAGUAUACCAAUCUCUAAUGGGACCAAACAAAUCAUUAUAUUAUUUCUUUCAAUUUACGGAUAAAUUAUUUAUGGUCGCCAACCAAGACCUAAUUAAUCCUUCAAAUAAUGACUAUAAAAUUCAUUAUCUAUCAAGAGUAGUCGAGAAUAUUGCUAUUAUCUACAAUGAUAAUCCUUUUAAUCCUCUAUUCAUUGAUUAA
Molecule: messenger RNA, 684 nt
Organism: Cavenderia fasciculata
Lineage: Eukaryota; Evosea; Eumycetozoa; Acytosteliales; Cavenderiaceae
Exons: 3
Coding region: 1-684 (227 amino acids)
Source: RefSeq, a predicted model, not a curated record